AUGGGCAUACUUACUCCUGUCACCAACUUUGAUCUGCUUAACGGGAGACGCCAGGGAGUUAUUUUCUUGAGGAUGACCGAGCAAUGCAUUGGCCUAGUACUGAAGCUAAAUCCCUUUUUUUCGAACAACGAAGAGACCACCGUCGUCUGCAAUAACUAUGGAAUAUAUAUCACCAGCGUUGAGAAUGAAGACACCUCCAACAACUAUGGAAUAUAUAUCACCAGAGUUGAGAAUGACGACACCCGCAACUAUUUUCCAGAUGUCUUCUUGCGAGACACUAGCACAUUUGACAUUUAUGUCAAUCGCUCAAAGGACACGCCUGUUGAGAGAUUUUACAUGUUUGCCAAUGAGCAGAAGUUGAGCAAAGGAAAACCUCUUCAAAUAUAUGACGGGGAUUUCAUAUCCCUUGGUGGAGUCCCUAUGGAUGUUAAGGACAAUGACGUUUCGAUACAAAGCUAUUCCUAGGUACGAGCCUUGGCGAGAAGGUCUUACUACAAGUUAUGCUUCGGAAAUGCGGAAAUUUGUGUACUUAAAACAGCAUGCCGAACCCAAUGCCGUAAAAGAGCA
Messenger RNA from Tripterygium wilfordii, 567 nucleotides. RefSeq lists its product as uncharacterized. The record is from RefSeq and is a predicted model, not a curated record. Bases 1 to 465 code for a protein of 154 amino acids. The transcript has 4 exons. NCBI's taxonomy places the organism in Eukaryota, Viridiplantae, Streptophyta, Magnoliopsida, Celastrales, Celastraceae.